This is a messenger RNA of Amphibalanus amphitrite, 1933 nucleotides long. RefSeq names its product multiple C2 and transmembrane domain-containing protein-like. Lineage: Eukaryota; Metazoa; Arthropoda; Thecostraca; Balanomorpha; Balanidae. The annotation marks the transcript as partial. The record is from RefSeq and is a predicted model, not a curated record. Gene Ontology annotation, molecular function: calcium ion binding. The transcript has 12 exons. Gene Ontology annotation, cellular component: synaptic vesicle membrane. Gene Ontology annotation, biological process: regulation of neurotransmitter secretion.
GAUCUCAUGGCGAUGGACUCGGAGGGAACCAGUGACCCAUACGUCAAACUCAGGCUGGGUGCCGAGAAGUACAAGAGCAAGGUACAGGACCGCACGCUGACGCCUCGCUGGCUGGAGCAGUUCGACAUGCACCUGUACGACAGCGGCUCGCAGAUCCUCGAGAUUGAGGUGUUCGACCACGACGCGCGCAGCAAGGAUGAUUUCAUGGGAAAGACGACGGUGGACAUCUCGAAGCUGGAGCGCGAGAAGACCCACCGUCUGUGGUGUGAGCUGGAGGACGGCGCCGGCUCUGUGUUCAUCCUGCUGACCGUGUCCGGCAUGACCAACGUGGAGACCAUCUCGGACCUGCUCACCUACCAGGAGGACCCCGAGCAAGUGGACACCAUCCGAAAACAGUUUAACCUGCGGAACACGCUGAAGCAGGUGAAGGAGGUUGGCCACCUCACGGUGAAGGUGUUCAAGGCCAUGGGUCUGGCGUCGGCCGACAUUGGCGGCAAGUCGGACCCUUUCUGCGUGUUGGAGCUGGUCAACUCGCGUCUACAGACGCAGACAGAGUACAAGACCCUGUCGCCGCAGUGGAAUAAGAUAUUCUUCUUCAACGUGAAGGACAUCCACAGCGUGCUGGAAGUAACUGUGUAUGACGAGGACAAGGACCACAAGGUCGAGUUCCUCGGGAAAGUGUCCAUCCCUCUGCUAAAGGUAAAGACUAAUCGAAGACGAUGGUACGCGCUCAAAGACAAAAAGCUGCUGGGCAGAGCUAAGGGCAACAACCCUCAAGUGAUGCUGGAAAUGGACUUAGUCUGGAACCCGGCACGGGCAGCGAUUCGCACGUUCAACCCGCGCGAAGAGAAGUACACCAGGCCAGAACUCAAGUUCAAGAGGGCAGUCUUCAUCAGAAAUGUCAACCGGCUCAAGGAGAUGGGCGCCGGCUUUGCCGAAGGAGCAAAGUUCAUCAAGAGUAUUUUCGACUGGGAGUCGAAACCACGGACGAUAGCGGCCUUCUUCGCCUUCAUGCUGGGCGCCUACUCGUUCGAGCUGUACAUGGCGCCGGUCGCACUCCUGGUCGUCUUCUUCAAGGGCUGGGUGGUGAACCUCGUCACCGCCGGCUUCCGUAGCGCCGACGACGACGACUACGUGGCCGACGACGACGACGAAGAUGACGACAAGGAUAAGGACGAGAAGAAGUCGUUGAAGGAGAAGCUGAUGGCGGUGCAGGAGGUGACGGCCAUGGUACAGAACAUCCUCGGCUACAUCGCCUCGCUCGGCGAGUGUGUCCAAAACACGUUUAACUUCACGGUGCCGUUCCUCUCGUGGCUGGCCGUGCUGGUGCUCUCGGUGGUGGCCGUCGUGCUGUACAACGUGCCCAUCCGCUACCUGGUCAUGCUGUUCGGCGUGCACAAGUUCUCCAAGAAGCUGCUGCGCCCCAACGCCAUCCCCAACAACGAACUGCUCGACUUCCUCUCGCGUGUGCCCGAUAACGAUCAGCUGCGCCAGUUCCGCGAGCUGCGGCCGGCGCAGGUGACCGACGCUGAGCGGCGCCGCGAGCAGCGCAUGAAGCAGUCGCAGAAGAAGACGUCCUAGGACGCCGCCGACGUCACCGCAUCUCGCCGUUCGUCAUCGUCAUCAUCAUGCUGUCGCCAAUUGUUGUGGCUUCCAGUCCGGGGCUCGCGGAUCCUGGCACCUUUGUUAGGCUGAAGUUUUAUCCACUCAUUGCUCUCUUGCCAGUGGUCUGUAGGCAUUGCGUUUGUGUGGAACGAGUGGUACGUCUCAGAUCAAAGGAUGAGUGGACGUAAUUGCUCGCAGAGUGCAUUUUAAGUGUUUCAUUCGAGUGCAUUUUUGUUACGUCCAUGUACUUACAUAUACCAUAUCCGUUCAUUUUAUCUAUUAGCCAGUUUUGGUUAGUCUCCUGGGUCUGAGAGCGGCAGUAAGAAUU